This is a messenger RNA of Amborella trichopoda, 1336 nucleotides long. NCBI's taxonomy places the organism in Eukaryota, Viridiplantae, Streptophyta, Magnoliopsida, Amborellales, Amborellaceae. The record is from RefSeq and is a predicted model, not a curated record.
AUGAGACCCAACUCCUCUAAACCAACUCCAAAGAAGAGCAAGAAGAACGUGUUUAUUGUGGUGAUAUCUGUUAGUGCAACAAUAGUCUUGCUCUUUGCCUUUGCAUUUGUCCUGAUAAUGAAGACAAUGAAAAUAAAUGGAGAAGAGAAAUUGUGUAACAAAGAAAGGGAUGACACACCAAAACCAGAUGCCACCAGAGCAUUUACACAUGCAGAAAUUGUAAAAAUCACCAAUGACUUUGAAAAGGCCAUUGGCAAAGGAGGCUAUGGGCCUGUUUUCUAUGGAUGCCUAGAAAAUGGCCAUGAAGUUGCUGUGAAGUUACUGUCCCAGGAAUCACAGCAAGAAUAUAGGGAAUUCCUUGCAGAGGUUAAACUGUUGAUGAGAAUUCAUCACAAGUACUUGGUCUCAUUGAUAGGAUUCUGUGACGAAGGCCCAGAAAAGAUUCUGCUAUAUGAGUACAUGUCAAAAGGAAAUUUGAAAGAGAUUUUGUCAGAUAAAAACAGAAAUUCAGUAUCCUUAAAUUGGGAGCAGCGUCUUCGAGUAGCUCUGAGUGUUGCACAAGGAUUGGAGUAUCUUCAUUGUGGAUGCGAACCACCAAUCAUUCAUAGAGAUGUCAAGACCGUCAACAUCCUCUUAAAUGAAAAACUGAAAGCCAAAGUAGCAGAUUUUGGGCUGUCAAGAUUAGGGCCAACUGAGGAUGACACUCACAUAUGGACUAUUGCCGCGGGCACCCCUGGAUAUGUGGAUUCUGAGUACAACAUCACGAACAAGCUCACUGACAAGAGCGACGUCUAUAGCUUUGGGAUAGUUCUUUUGGAGCUUAUAUCAGGCCAGCCUGCAAUAAUUUUGGAUGAAGAAAAACUACAUAUAGUACACUGGGUAACUCCCAAGAUUAAAACAGGUGACAUUGUUAGUGUGGUUGAUCCGAGGUUGCAGGGGGAAUAUGAGAUUAAUUCAAUGUGAAAAGCCGUUAAGAUAGCAUUGGCAUGUACACCAGAGACAGCCGUUAGGCGGCCAAUGAUAAGUGAUGUUAUCGGUGAACUGAGAGGAUGUGUAGAGCUUGAGUCAUCGUGUCGCAGGAGAACUUCAAGAAUAGAAUACCACACAUCAAGCCCCAGAACUACUUCAAUGAAUAUGGAGAAGGAACCAGGAUUUGAUCCUUCACCAAGGUAGUCAGCUUCAACAGUUUUCGCAUGCAUGUCGGAAGCCAUUAUAGGACAGUCAAGAUUUGCCAAGGUUCUCAAAUCAAUUAGAUACUUGAGCAAGCCUUUUAUUUCAUUCUUAAAUUUUAUGUACUUCUGCUCACUCAACAUUGAAUGUGGCCCGUGAUUCUCUU